GGCAAGAACGUGAGCUGGGCAACAGUCUGCAAACGGCUGCCGACCACCGAGGUCACAAGGACUGGAAAAUUCAGCGCGCACCAAGAUGAUGAAAGCAGCAGCCACCAAUGGCCACCACCAGGAAUCCAAGCCGGUCAAAUUGGCCACAGUCAUGGACAUACCUGUGUUGAUGACUGGAGGCAAUUACAUUAGGGAGGGUCGAGACUCGUCGAAAAGCACUUGCUUAGUGCUUUCUCCGCUAAACACACAAGAGGUUGGCGCGCUCGCCAAAAUUCUCAAACUUUUCGAGGAAAAUGAGGUGAACCUGCUGCACAUCGAGUCACGCCCGUCCAAGCGGCAGCACGGCCACUACGAAUUCAUGUUCGAGUGCGACCCGACCACCGGCAACCUGGACGUCGCGACCAACAAGUUGCGCGAGUCGUGCGAGUAUCUGCAAGUGAUCUUGCGCAACCACAACGACAACAAGAAACUUGGAGAAUCUGUGCCGUGGUUCCCCAGGCGCAUCCGCGAUCUCGACCGCUUCGCCAACCAGAUCUUGUCCUACGGCGCCGAGCUUGAUGCCGACCACCCUGGCUUCACCGACCCUGAAUACCGCAAGAGGAGGAAGUACUUUGCCGACAUCGCGUACAACUACAGACAUGGCGAGCCGCUGCCCCACGUUGAUUACACCAAGGAGGAGAUUGAGACCUGGGGAGUGGUGUUCAAAGAACUGAGCCGCCUGUACCCGACCCACGCAUGCAAAGAGCAUAACCACGUCUUUCCACUUCUCAUCCAAAACUGUGCAUACCGUGAGGACAACAUCCCGCAACUGCAAGAUGUCUCUAAUUUCUUAAAAGACUGCACCGGCUUCACCUUGCGUCCAGUGGCUGGCCUCUUGUCUUCGAGAGACUUUUUGGCUGGGCUGGCCUUCAGAGUGUUCCACUCGACCCAGUACAUCCGCCACCCCAGCCGCCCGCUGUACACCCCCGAGCCGGACGUGUGCCACGAGCUGCUCGGCCAUGCACCCCUCUUCGCUGACCCAGCAUUCGCCCAGUUUAGCCAGGAAAUCGGUCUCGCCUCCCUAGGCGCGCCCGACGACUACAUCGAAAAACUUGCCACGCUAUUUUGGUUCACUGUCGAGUACGGCAUGUGCAACCAGGAUGGCGAGUUGAAGGCCUAUGGCGCCGGCCUUUUGUCCAGCUAUGGCGAGCUGCAGUACUGUCUAGAGGGCAAAGCUGAAUUGAGACCAUUCGAGCCAGAGAAAACAUGUCUGCAGAAGUACCCCAUCACCAGUUAUCAGCCCAUUUAUUAUGUGGCCAACAGCUUCGAAGAGGCCAAGGCUCAGAUGAUCAAAUACGCCCAAACCGUUCCCCGGCCGUUCGGAGUGCGAUACAACCCGUACACUCAGAGCGUAGAAAUCCUUGACUCUAAGGAGCAAAUCGAAGACUUGAUGACCUGCUCCAACCAGGAUAUGCAGGUGCUGAUUGACGCACUGAAAAAACUGGCCACUGAGUCUAACUGACGCGUGGCGAAAUGCUCAAACAAUUUUCAAUCUACUUUACUAUCUGUUAGAUAAAUAGUUAUGCUUGCAUGCUUUAAUCAAAAUAAAAAGUGCAGGUUUUUUACUUUA
This is a messenger RNA of Cloeon dipterum, 1609 nucleotides long. RefSeq names its product phenylalanine-4-hydroxylase (gene Hn). Gene Ontology annotation, biological process: L-phenylalanine catabolic process; L-tyrosine biosynthetic process. The record is from RefSeq and is a predicted model, not a curated record. Lineage: Eukaryota; Metazoa; Arthropoda; Insecta; Ephemeroptera; Baetidae. The transcript has 8 exons. The coding region runs from base 86 to 1501 and encodes 471 amino acids. Gene Ontology annotation, molecular function: iron ion binding; phenylalanine 4-monooxygenase activity.